ACUCGGUCAUGUAACGUGCUCACAGAUUAUAACGCAUUACAGUGUUACGCGAGCUUCGAGUACUCGUUAUUUUUGGAAAGGUGUACGACACUUGAAAUUACUGCAUCAUGAGUGAAAACGUAAAGUUUAUCGUGACGGAGAUAAAUAAAUUACUGGGACGCAAUUACAAUUUAAUUGGAUUCAACUCCUUAAGUGCCGAAGAUUUAUUGCAAGUACUGUGCGCUGUUCUGCUGAAGAUACAACAACAAGAUAAUUUAGAUGCCGACAUCAGAAUAGAGUCUCCGGAAGAAAGUUCCAUAUAUAUUUUAACAACCUUACGAAUACUUAAUUACCAGCCUGAUAUAGAUCCUGUGGCGUUUAGGCAAGGUCUAGUUCGAGGCGACGUUGAGAUCAUUCAUCCUGUACUGAUGUGGCUUUUGACACAUAUCGAUGUCGUUCAAAAGAGAGCAUAUUUGUCACGAUUCCUCGUCAAGAUAGAAAUUCCACCGGAGUACCUGGGGGACUCAGAGAUAUCCCUCUUACAUGAACAAUAUUUGUCCCUAGUUGACCGAUUCAAGACAGUUCACAAGGAGAGAGAGAUAGGGAAGAAGAAUGUCGAAACUGCAGCCGAGCUCGCAACGGAUCUCCAAGCGAUGGGAAAAGAGAAAGAAGCGGUGACAGCGCGCAUCACGAAAAUUAAAUCAAAAGCCGAGUCUGCGCUGCAUCUAUUGGAUUCUUGCAGGAUGUUGCGGACGGAAAGGGACAAAGAACGUGAUUUGAUGUCGCAGAAAGAGCAAGAGGAGGACACUAUGUCUGAUUUGCAGAAUUCUCUUCAACGGGUGGAACGCGAGCUGCAAAUUUUGAAGCGCGACGGUAUUGGGCUCACACCGCAGAUAUUAAUCCAACAUCUGGCGGAGGAGGUGACGGUGCAGACUGCGAUUAUAAAGGAGAAGCUCCCGUCCGAGUUAAACGCGAAGAAAAAUCGAAUGAGAGCCUUGUCGGUAGUCAAGGAAUAUUCUUACUUGGGCCCGGAUAAAAUUAUAGGCAUGAGGAACGAACUGGAUGCUAUACUGAAAGACAUACAAGAUUUGGUGGAGUCUAAAAUAUCUAAAAACGACAUAGACAAGAUGGAACCGUUCAGGCAACAAGCGGCCGCUGUUGGGAAUAUGAAACGAAACGCUCUCGAACGUUUGGAGAAGGUCGAGAGUUCUCUGGAGGAAUUACAAUUGCGUCUGAAAGAGAAGCAAGAUCAUUCGAGGGCUCUGUUAGAAACGUCGGCACCCAGAGCGGAGGAAUUGAAGAAAUAUGUUAAUCGUUUGAAAACCAAAAGUACCCUGUAUAAACGUUGCAAAGCGGAGAUUGCUAGCCUGAAAGCGGAAGGUGGUGUGCUGCAUCGUACUGUAGCUAUUCUAGAGGGACAGAUAGCUCAGUCUUAUCAGGCGGAUAUUGUAUCAAAAGUAGUAAUUCCGGAAAAUUAUACACUGGACAAUGCGUUAACGACAAACUCUCAAUUGUCUCAUUCAAUAUUGGCCCUCCGUACCAAUCUUUCCCCUAUCAUAAGAGAUAUUAAGGUAUUACGGCAGACAGCGCGUGAAACGGACGAGAGGUAUCAGAAGGCAUCCAAAAGCCACAACACGGUAGAAACGACUAUGAAAAAUACGACGAGUGAUCUGUUAUCCGAAACGAAACGACUGAAGGAUAAGUUAUUGCAGGAUACCGAAGAUAAAAAGCAAUUCGAAGAAAGUAUCGCAAAAAUGAAAAUUACCGAGGAGAAAUUACGUAGCGAAGCAAAGAUUAGCAGCGGUAGUUUUAACAGCGUAGGACAAACAUUAAAACAGGAAUUGCGUAAGACAAUCGUGUCGGAAGAAAAAACAUUGAAAAAUUUGAACAAGGAGCGAGAGAAAAUAAGAGAACAUACUAUACAGUACGAAAGUCAAACGCAACAAUGGAAUAAUAUUAUAUCUAUCUUUUCAUGUAAGAUUCAAUGUGCUGAAGAGAGUAAACAGACCGAUGGCAUAGUUGUACGAAGAGGAGGUGCUGAAACUCUUGUAUUGCAAUAAUGUUACAAUGAUUAAUUACACGCAUAUUUUUAGCAAGAUCUUUUCACACAUAUUUUAAUAGAA
This is a messenger RNA of Dinoponera quadriceps, 2102 nucleotides long. Its product is annotated as intraflagellar transport protein 81 homolog. The transcript has 13 exons. Gene Ontology annotation, molecular function: tubulin binding. The record is from RefSeq and is a predicted model, not a curated record. Gene Ontology annotation, biological process: intraciliary transport; cilium assembly. Lineage: Eukaryota; Metazoa; Arthropoda; Insecta; Hymenoptera; Formicidae. Bases 108 to 2039 code for a protein of 643 amino acids. Gene Ontology annotation, cellular component: intraciliary transport particle B; cilium; centrosome.